Mytilus trossulus (common blue mussel) is the source of this 1120-nucleotide messenger RNA. Its product is annotated as visual pigment-like receptor peropsin. The record is from RefSeq and is a predicted model, not a curated record. Gene Ontology annotation, cellular component: plasma membrane; photoreceptor outer segment. Gene Ontology annotation, molecular function: G protein-coupled photoreceptor activity. The transcript is spliced from 3 exons. Bases 23 to 1120 code for a protein of 365 amino acids. Gene Ontology annotation, biological process: G protein-coupled receptor signaling pathway; cellular response to light stimulus; phototransduction. NCBI's taxonomy places the organism in Eukaryota, Metazoa, Mollusca, Bivalvia, Mytilida, Mytilidae.
UUAGUUUACUUAUAUACAUAUAAUGAAUGCCAUAUUUUAUUGUAUAGCUUUUGUCAUGUUUUUGGUAACAUUCAUUGGGUGCUCCGUCAAUGGUGCUAUAGUGUAUGUAGUAUUAGUCAAUAAACAUCUCCAAAAUGUGAACAAUACGUUUGUAGUAUCGAUGUGUAUUGAUGGAUUUCUUAUAUCAAGUGUCGGUACAAUAUUUACAGCAGCAACGAGUGUUAGGGGAGAAUGGAUUUUUGGAGAUUCAGUGUGUCAGCUGCAUUCUUUCAUAGUAUUUUUUCUUGGCCUUGCAAUCAUCGCUACUUUGACCAGCAUGGCCGUAGAAAAAUAUAUAGUCAUAAAAAAAGAAUCAAGAAAUAUAGUAACUAAACGAGUGUGCUUGUACAUAUUGUUUGGAUGUCAUUUGUACGGUUUAGCGAUUGCUUUAAUGCCAUUCUUAGGAUGGAACCAGUAUCAACUGGAAGGGUGUAACAUCACAUGUUCCUUAAAAAUGGACGGUAGCGAUGAUAAUUCAACUUCUUUUAAUAUUUUUAUGUUGAUAGUGGGAUUAGCGUUACCUUUGGCCAUAAUGGUAACUGUCUAUUCCAAAAUUAUAAUCAAGAUGAAGGAAAAGCAUAGAUCAAUGAACUUCAACACAUACAGUUCUCAUCGAAAGACAAUAUUAAAGAGAGAAAUGGCAGUAACAAAGACAAUCCUGUUAAUGAUAGGUGUUUUUAGUUUAGCCUGGUCACCUUAUGCCAUUCAUUGUAUAGUAUCCAUGAUUGGUUGGACAAAAGGAAUGUCUCCGUUUGUAGCAACUAUCCCUGCCUUGAUUGCCAAAUCAUCCGUUAUAUAUCAUCCAUGUAUUUAUAUUUCUAAAAACAGGGCAGUAAAAUCUGCUCUUCUACUACAUUUUAACUGCUUUAAAAAACGUAAUCGCUACGAUCCUAGAGUUUUAAACAAUUUGCCUUUGAAUGUGCGCGGUUUGCCAAUUCCGCUUCAUAAGAAAAUAAAAGCGACAGAAAUUGUGACGGUAGACGACGAUGGUGAUUUCUCAAAUACACCAUCAACCAGUACAGAUACUCAUGAACGUUUAUGUAAAUUUCUUGUGAAAGAUAAUAAAAAAUGUUCAGUUUGA